This is a messenger RNA of Suncus etruscus (white-toothed pygmy shrew), 3114 nucleotides long. It is a transcript of the gene ACAP2, whose product is annotated as ArfGAP with coiled-coil, ankyrin repeat and PH domains 2. Gene Ontology annotation, cellular component: cytoplasm; endosome membrane. The transcript has 24 exons. Gene Ontology annotation, molecular function: GTPase activator activity; protein binding. Bases 20 to 2377 code for a protein of 785 amino acids. Lineage: Eukaryota; Metazoa; Chordata; Mammalia; Eulipotyphla; Soricidae. The record is from RefSeq and is a predicted model, not a curated record.
CCAGGCCCGGGAGGCGGCGAUGAAGAUGACGGUGGAUUUCGAGGAGUGCCUGCGGGACUCGCCCCGCUUCAGGGCUGCUUUGGAAGAAGUAGAAGGAGAUGUUGCAGAAUUGGAAUUAAAACUUGAUAAGCUUGUGAAGCUUUGUAUUGUGAUGAUUGAUACAGGAAAAGCCUUCUGUGUUGCAAAUAAACAGUUCAUGAAUGGGAUCCGAGAUCUGGCACAGUAUUCUAGUAAAGAUGCUGUAGUUGAGACAAGUUUGACAAAAUUUUCUGACAGCCUUCAAGAAAUGAUAAACUUUCACACAAUCCUAUUUGAUCAAACUCAGAGAUCAAUUAAAGCACAGCUUCAGAACUUCGUUAAAGAAGAUCUGAGAAAAUUUAAAGAUGCCAAGAAGCAAUUUGAAAAAGUCAGUGAAGAAAAAGAAAAUGCAUUAGUGAAAAAUGCUCAGGUACAAAGAAACAAACAGCAUGAAGUUGAAGAAGCCACAAACAUACUGACGGCAACAAGAAAAUGUUUUCGACACAUAGCUCUUGACUAUGUACUUCAGAUUAAUGUCCUUCAAUCAAAAAGGAGAUCAGAAAUUCUAAAAUCUAUGUUAUCCUUUAUGUAUGCCCAUUUGGCCUUCUUUCAUCAAGGAUAUGAUCUAUUUAGUGAACUUGGGCCCUACAUGAAGGAUCUUGGUGCACAGUUGGAUCGAUUGGUUGUGGAUGCAGCAAAGGAAAAAAGAGAGAUGGAGCAAAAACAUUCCACCAUCCAGCAAAAGGAUUUCUCCAGUGAUGAUUCUAAGUUAGAAUAUAAUGUAGAUACGGCAAAUGGCAUUGUAAUGGAAGGAUAUCUAUUCAAACGAGCCAGCAAUGCCUUCAAAACUUGGAACAGGAAAAAGCCCGAUCAUAUCAGACGCUGGUUUUCAAUACAGAACAAUCAAUUGGUUUACCAAAAAAAGUUUAAGGACAACCCCACUGUGGUGGUGGAGGAUCUGCGGCUGUGCACAGUCAAGCACUGUGAAGACAUAGAACGGCGGUUUUGCUUUGAAGUCGUCUCUCCCACAAAAAGUUGUAUGCUUCAGGCAGAUUCUGAAAAGUUGCGCCAGGCAUGGAUCAAGGCUGUUCAGACCAGUAUUGCUACUGCUUAUCGAGAGAAGGGUGAUGAAUCAGAGAAGCUGGAUAAGAAAUCAUCUCCAUCAACAGGAAGUCUAGAUUCUGGAAAUGAGUCGAAAGACAAAUUAUUGAAAGGAGAAAGUGCGCUGCAGCGAGUCCAGUGUAUCCCUGGCAAUGCCAGCUGCUGUGACUGUGGCCUGGCCGACCCACGGUGGGCCAGCAUCAACCUGGGCAUCACCCUGUGUAUUGAGUGUUCCGGGAUUCAUAGGAGUCUUGGAGUUCAUUUCUCAAAAGUGCGGUCAUUAACUUUAGAUACCUGGGAACCCGAACUGCUAAAGCUUAUGUGUGAGUUGGGAAAUGAUGUCAUAAAUCGAGUUUAUGAAGCUAAAGUGGAAAAGAUGGGAGUAAAGAAACCGCAGCCAGGACAAAGGCAGGAGAAAGAGGCAUAUAUCAAAGCAAAAUAUGUGGAGAGAAAAUUCGUGGACGAAUAUUUGCUAUCGUCAUCAUUCCCUGAGCAGGAGAAAAAGGUUUUAUCCCACAGCUGUGAAGAAAACAGACUGAGUAUUUCUAAACUUGGGCCAGAUGACCACCUGAGAGCUUCGUCUCUCAGCUCAGUCAAAAGUAAUGACAGUGGAAUCCAGCAGAGUUCUGAUGAUGGGAGAGAAUCUUUGCCCUCCACAGUGUCAGCCAAUAGUUUAUAUGAACCUGAGGGAGAAAGGCAAGAUUCUUCAGUGUAUCUCGACUCUAAACACCUUAAUCCAGGACUUCAACUUUACAGGGCUUCAUAUGAAAAAAAUCUUCCUAAAAUGGCCGAGGCUUUGGCUCAUGGUGCAGAUGUGAACUGGGCUAAUUCCGAAGAGAACAAGGCAACACCGCUUAUUCAGGCUGUAUUAGGGGGCUCUUUGGUGACGUGUGAAUUUCUGCUACAGAAUGGUGCUAAUGUGAACCAAAGAGAUGUACAAGGACGGGGACCUUUGCACCAUGCCACUGUUUUGGGGCACACAGGGCAGGUGUGUUUAUUCUUGAAACGAGGUGCCAAUCAACAUGCCACUGAUGAAGAAGGGAAAGACCCUUUAAGUAUAGCUGUGGAAGCAGCCAAUGCUGAUAUAGUUACAUUGUUACGGUUAGCAAGAAUGAAUGAAGAGAUGCGGGAAUCAGAAGGACUUUAUGGACAGCCAGGUGACGAAACUUACCAAGACAUUUUUCGUGAUUUUUCCCAGAUGGCAUCCAAUAAUCCAGAAAAACUUAAUCGUUUUCAACAAGACUCACAGAAGUUGUGAAUUGGGGGUGGGGUAGGGAAAAUAUUAAACCUUGUUAUUUCUUAUUUCAGUGCAUAGACAUCUGAAAACUCACAAAAUUUUAUUGCUUUAAUUCUACCUACUUUAGUAUAGUGUCUUGGAAAAAGGUACCCAUUUGUUAAUAUUUUUUAUAAAAUUCAAACAGCUAAUUGCUGGAAAAGUGACUUACUAUAGAACAUCGUUUAUUUAUUUUUUAAAAGACCAUGUUUAUAGGGAUGUUUAUCUAGAUAUAGGCUCUCUCUAGGUUGCUAGAUAACAGAAUUAGACCGAUUUUUCUUUUUUUGCUUGUGGAUGAUAGCAUUGAAUUCUUCCCUCCACCCCCUCUUCAUUCCAGCAUGUUUGUAUUAAGUAAAAACAGAUUUUCUUGCCUGCCUUGAGAAUUUCUUUUCUUUAACUUCCCUGACAACUUUUGGUGGUGCAGAAAAUUUGUAGUUUUUCAUUAUUUUAUUUGCACAGCUAUCAUGCUCACAUUAUGAAACUUAAUUAUUAAAUUAGAGUGUUUUCCCAUUGCAGUCAUGCACCUUAGAUGCUUGGUUAUUACUUCCUUAAAUGUGAGAAGAAGAUGAGAAGAAGUUAUGAACAUUUUUACUUUUAAAUCAUUAAAAAAAUAUCCUCAGUUAUAGAAGUUAUAGCUCUUAAUUGUUGGGCUUAUUUCCUAAAACCACAACCUUUUAUUUUUUUGAUAUAAAUAAAAUUGUGUUUCAAAAGUUACUUGAAUG